AUGGACAAAGCCAGUCAGACCAGGGGCCCCUUGUUUGACAGCUCCGACUGGAUCCGGCACGCUCAAUUCAAUCUUCUGUUCGUGCCCCAACCGUAUGCACAGCCUCCAACAGAGGAUUUAGAUCGAUGUUGUGACUGCCAGACGCCCACUAAGCUCGCCAAACGCACCUACGGCACAAGCCAUCUCUUCACCUCAGUCAAAUUUCUUACGGCCGAGAACAGCGCCGUCUUUGUCCGCUUUUUCAAGUUCCAGCACGCCACCAAUGGAGAGACUUCGCCGGCGCCGAAGACCGGCAUUCUCGUGCCUGGAAUGCAGGCGACGAAAGAUAAAUGUGUGCACAAGGUCUUUCGAGAUGCGCCCGAGACAUCCCCCGUCCAAAGUAGUACGCAGGGUCGGACAGCAGUCUCCUCAUCAGUUGAUACCCCAUCCUCCCGUGCCCAAAGCCGACCCUCUCGCACACAUAGAAUCGUAAACAAAAAGGGCAGCGUGACGUCCAGGCCUCUCGUCGCCAGAGCGGAUAUAUCACAGUCCACACCAGCACUAACACUCGCGGGGCAAACAGAAGCCACCACAGCUCAGACCCCAGGAACUACCCGUGCCGAAGAUGAGCAGCCAAGUGUACAUGCUCUUCUACAACGGAUACAGCAUCUCGAGAAUUCUCUGGCAACGAGUCCCGUACCAGUGCACUUUGAGCCUGGAGGGGAAUUGAUUGGUCGCCAACUGGUGCAUCAAGAUACACGGGUCAGCCUCUACAAGACAAGGACCUUAAAAUGGAGCUACUGGGUGGGUAUGGCUGAUGAGUUUGACCUUAUCAUGGCUUGCUAUUCUGCGGCUGGUGGCGGCCCCUUUGCUAGCUACGGCGAAACAGACGACGACGACAAGCUGAACUCCUUCCAUGGGCCUGAGAUUGAAUCUCUGCUUGAAGAGAUUGGGGAUCUCCUGCGAAAUCUCUCGGAGGAGCUGGCUUUGAUCUUCGCCCCCCCCUCCCGCGAGCUGGCAGACACUAUGGUCGAUCUCUACUGUACCUCUUUCGAGUCGGUGUAUCGGAUCAUUCACAUGCCUUCGUUUCGUUCCGAGUAUCAGAGAUACUGGGACAACCCAGAGAGUGCCACGGCCAGUCAGUGUCUCCAGAUCCUCCUGGUAAUAAGCAUAGGGUCAAGUCUACACGACCAUGGGAAUGCCACCAUGGGUCUACGACAAAAGGUACAACAAUGGGUUCAUGCUGCUCAGGCAUGGCUUUCCGGUCCGCUGGAAAAAGAUCGCCUGGACGUCAGGGGGCUCCAGGUCUACUGCCUGGUGAUCCUUGCACGACAGAUCUUCUCAAUUAGCGGCGACCUAGUUUGGGUGUCGAUGGGGUCGGUAAUUCGUAUGGCCAUGCAGAUAGGGCUUCAUCACGAUCCCAAACACCUCCCGGCGAUGUCGUUACUACAGGCUGAACUCCGAAGGCGGUUAUGGGCUACUGUGCUCGAGAUGGCAAUACAGUCGUCCCUAGACUCGGCGAUGCCGCCCAUAAUCUCCUUAGACCAUUUUGAUACCGAGGCACCUUCAAACUACAACGACGAUGAGAUUGAUGAGUCGACUAUCGAGCUGGUGCCCCAUCCGAGAAGCACCUACACUACUUCCUCAAUACAGCUUAUCCUUCUCGACUCGAUACCGACACGCCUGCGCAUUCUCCAGCUACUUAGCAGCCUUAAAGCAGAUUUAUCUUACCAGGACGCGCUUUCACUGAGCUCGGAAGUGACUGAGUCAUAUUACGCAUACAGGAAAUUCAGCCAAGAGAACAUCAACUCUGGUAUGACCCCAUUUCACAGGAAUCUGGUCGAUCUUUUCGUACGCCGAUUUCUAAUUCCCCUACACUGUUUAUUUGCCAGCAAGGCGCAGGCAAACCCAUUGUUCUACUAUUCUCUCAAAGUUAACCUAGACGUUGCUAUGGCCAUCGUCUCUCCCGAACCAGACGACGGCUUCUCACGAAUCAUGGCUACCGGAGGGGGCCUGUUUCGCGAGGGUUUCUGGUAUGCAACAUCUGUUAUCGGCCGCGAGAUUCUUUCACAAGUCUCAGUGCAGUAUCGAGAGGGGACGCUCUAUCGCAAUGCCCAGCACCGAGAGCUUCUCGAGCAAGCCGUGAGGGAUAUGAUCUCUUUGGCGGUGGCGAGGAUGCACCAAGGCGACACCAAUGUCAAGAUUCACAUGUUUCUGAGUAUGAUAUUGGCACAAGCCGAAGCUACGGAAAAAGGUGUGCCAUGUGAGCUUAUGAUUGCACAAGGAGCAAGGGAUAGCCUUCGGUUAUGUCAUGAUCUGCUGCAGACUCAAGCCGGCACUGAGCCCGUGCCGUAUUACGACGACGCGGGCGUCCACUUCCUCACUUUUGGAUGGAGUGCCGGAAAACUCGCUUUGGGGCUUUGA
Molecule: messenger RNA, 2403 nt
Organism: Penicillium hordei
Lineage: Eukaryota; Fungi; Ascomycota; Eurotiomycetes; Eurotiales; Aspergillaceae
Product: fungal specific transcription factor domain-containing protein
Exons: 4
Coding region: 1-2403 (800 amino acids)
Biological process (GO): regulation of transcription by RNA polymerase II; DNA-templated transcription
Cellular component (GO): nucleus
Molecular function (GO): DNA-binding transcription activator activity, RNA polymerase II-specific; RNA polymerase II cis-regulatory region sequence-specific DNA binding; zinc ion binding
Source: RefSeq, a predicted model, not a curated record